Molecule: messenger RNA, 1786 nt
Organism: Microdochium trichocladiopsis
Lineage: Eukaryota; Fungi; Ascomycota; Sordariomycetes; Xylariales; Microdochiaceae
Exons: 3
Coding region: 1-1566 (521 amino acids)
Biological process (GO): positive regulation of transcription by RNA polymerase II
Cellular component (GO): nucleus
Molecular function (GO): DNA-binding transcription factor activity; transcription cis-regulatory region binding
Source: RefSeq, a predicted model, not a curated record
AUGUUCCGCCUCCACCGAGCUUCCUUUUCCAGUGAGCUUCCACGGUCAGCGACGUCACCCGAACCAUCGACAGAGAAUGUUCCCCUGCACAUACCCUCUUUCAGUCGGCAGAACACCUCAUCUACCCCUCAGCCUCUGAACUCACCUCAUGAAAGUGAGGAAGAGGACCGUGAGGUGAGCUUCUUCCUCAGACACUUCUCCGAGGCAGCCGGACGGUGGAUGGACCUCUUUGACCUCGACUGCUACUACAGUCGUCAGGUGCCCGUCUUGGCUCGUAGCAAUCCUCUUGUCAAGUACGCAGCCUGUGCUCUGGCGGCGAAGCAGCUCGGCCGCGUUAACGGGCGCAAGGCAGUCUUUGGCGGACUUUCCCACAGACUCGCCAGCAUGGAGACGUGGCCGCGCAGCGACACCAGCGCAUCCGACUACAUGUGGUACGGCAUGAAGUACUAUGACAAGAGCAUCUCGCUGCUCAUGCAGGCCAUCUCAGACGAGGAUGGCAACACCGGGGGGGCUAGGCGUGACGACUAUAACCGGAGAUACGAUGACGAGACAAUCGUCGCGGCGACGAUCCUGUGUAUCUACGAGUUCCUGAGCGCCACCACGACGGGCUGGUCGAGACAUCUUGACGGGACGCAGUCGCUGCUCAGGCUGACGAACCAGGAGCUAUUGUUUCAAUUCCAGCCAUCGCCGCGGCCUGCUGCUGCCGCGCCGACACCGCCCAAGGCACUCAGGGCUGCGUUUUGGAACUUUGCUCGACAGGACUUUCUGGCAUCAAUCAUCUCUUGCAAACACACGCGACUUAAUAUCAACGAUCUCGAGAUGUGGCGAGCAAUGGGCCUCUCGCUGGACGAGAUGGGCCUCGUCUCGAUGCUGGAUGCCGAUCCUCCGCUCCGAGAUGACAUGGUAGCUAACACGCUGGUCUGGCUGUUGUGUAAGAUUGGCAACUUUAUCGCGUCGGAUGAGGAACAGGAACAGGCAGAGGGCGAUUGCGCUGCUGCUGCAGGUGGGCUGGGAAGCAGAAGUCUCCACGACACAUGGCGGAUGCUUGACGUAGAGCUGACGCGAUGGCACGACAGCCUGCCUGACACAUUCCAGCCGUCGACACAGGUCAGAGUCGCACGGCUCUCGCCCAGUUUGGAUACGGAGACAUGGUACAGCAACAGCAUGUGCGCGUCGACGAUGCAGUCAUAUCACAUGGCGCGGAUGCUCAUGCUGCUGCACCGACCGCCAGAGCUGCUGCUGCUCCUUGAUGCGAGCAAUGACACUGCUUCAAGCGGGAGCCACCCCAGAGCACCUCGUAGACAUCGGCAGGAUCUCCUGUCUACGUACAAGACCAUGCAGACGCAGCUAUUCGGCCACGCGGUGCAUAUCUGCUCGAUUGCCCUAGGCAGGCCGGACGACUCGACGAGGAUCCACAUGCUGCAACCGCUGUACUACUCUGGGCGAUGCAUGUCAGACCGGCGGGACCAGAAGGUGGUCAGGGAGCUGAUCGAGGACAUUGAACGAGACACGGGUUGGGCGACGGGAUACAGGGUUGAGCAGCUUGUGCAGGAGUGGGCAGUGUGAAGAGACUGAACCGCUCCUGGUGCUGUUAUGAGUGUCCUGGUCGAGACUCGGCCAUUCCUCACCCUGUCCGAGACCGCCUUGGCUCCCUGUCUCACCCAAGCGCACCAGCUCCCAUACGCUGACGUUUGACGGAGGCCUUUUGGAGGGACUUCCAGGAUGAAUAUGACCUACGAGACGAGGCCAUCUACGCCGACGGCUAUCGCCCUUCGCGCAACACCGA